AAUUUAUGUUUUACUGUUCUUAUUAGAUAUUAAAUGACUUGUUAACGGCAUGUUGCUGACGGUUCAAGCUCACAAAUUAUAACACAGCCACAUUCUGUGCAUGUUAGUUACUUGCAUAAAGAACAAUUAAAUGAAGACAUUAGGAUUCAGCAACUCCAAGAACAUUCACAUCAAGAGCUUGACCUCCCUCAACAGCCAAAUGUUCCACAUAGUCUUCAACGGGUGCCGCAAAGUUAGAGUGAAAGACGUGAAGGUGUUGGCGCCGGGAAACAGCCCCAACACCGACGGCAUUCACGUUCAGUUGUCAUCGGACGUCAACAUCGUCCACUCCGAAAUUCGCACCGGCGACGAUUGUGUUUCCAUCGGACCAGGCACCUCAGACCUGAGGAUUGAACACGUAGCUUGUGGACCGGGUCAUGGAAUUAGCAUUGGAAGUUUAGCGAGGGAGCUGAACGAACCUGGGGUGCAGAGGGUGACGGUUAAAGCGGUUAACCUGACGGGUACUACCAAUGGGGUGAGAAUAAAGUCAUGGGGCAGGCCCAGCAAUGGAUUUGUACAGAGAAUCGUCUUCCAAAACAUAGUCAUGCAGGAUGUGCAAAACCCCAUCAUAAUCGACCAACAUUACUGCCCUGAUAACUUCAAUUGCCCUCGUCAGGCUUCGGGGAUCGAGAUUAGGGAUGUGAAGUACAAAAUGAUUUGGGGUACAUCGGCUUCAGAAGUUGCUGUGAAAUUUGAUUGCAGCUCGAAGCAACCUUGCAACUCGCUCAGGCUGGAGAAUGUCAACCUGACCUACAACGAACAAGAAGCCCAGGCUUUCUGCAAUAAUGCCGCCGGCACCGCCUCCUCUUGGGUCCGCCCAGAAAGCUGCUUGUAGUGUAGAGAAUCUUGCUUCUUGUCUUCGUCCUUAGACUUCCAUUACGGGCUACUUUUAUUUCAGCUGGAGCGUGGCCUAGCUUGCAACUGUGAUGGCCCAUUAGGAAGCCCGAUCGAGUAUCUGCGGCUGAUCUUAUGUACUAAUUCCACGAGUGUAUUAUACAUAUAGAUUUAAUGCUAUACAGUAUUGUUUUGCAUUUCAA
Neltuma alba is the source of this 1076-nucleotide messenger RNA. RefSeq names its product polygalacturonase-like. Gene Ontology annotation, molecular function: polygalacturonase activity. The record is from RefSeq and is a predicted model, not a curated record. The coding region runs from base 131 to 874 and encodes 247 amino acids. Gene Ontology annotation, biological process: carbohydrate metabolic process. Lineage: Eukaryota; Viridiplantae; Streptophyta; Magnoliopsida; Fabales; Fabaceae. The transcript has 4 exons.